Messenger RNA from Sugiyamaella lignohabitans, 939 nucleotides. It is a transcript of the gene RER2, whose product is annotated as Rer2p. Lineage: Eukaryota; Fungi; Ascomycota; Dipodascomycetes; Dipodascales; Trichomonascaceae. The record is from RefSeq and is a predicted model, not a curated record. The coding region runs from base 1 to 939 and encodes 312 amino acids. The transcript has a single exon. Gene Ontology annotation, molecular function: ditrans,polycis-polyprenyl diphosphate synthase [(2E,6E)-farnesyl diphosphate specific] activity. Gene Ontology annotation, cellular component: membrane; endoplasmic reticulum; dehydrodolichyl diphosphate synthase complex.
AUGAAUAUUAUAUCAGGAUUCCCAGGAGUCGAGUACCUGGUCAAAAGGACCAAAACGUUUCUGUGUCAUGUGCUGAGGACAGGACCAGUGCCCGGUCAUGUGGCUAUAGUCAUGGAUGGCAAUAGACGGUUUGCCAAAAAACGGCAUCAGGAGACAUGGGAAGGACACAACGCCGGUUUUGAGACGCUGGCGAGUGUGCUGGAGUUCUGUUAUGAGCUGGGUGUACAGGCAGUUACGGUAUUUGCAUUUUCCAUUGAGAACUUUAAAAGACCAGCAUAUGAGGUCGAUGCAUUAAUGAAAAUCGUCAAGGACAAACUGAUCCAGGUGUGUGAGAAUGGUGACCUUGCCGACCAGUACGGACUACGAAUUAGAGUCAUUGGCAACCGGUCGUUACUACCGCCAGAUGUCAUUGAAGUGGCUGAAAAGGCUGAAAAGCUGACUCGAAACAAUACUAAAGCAGUUCUUAACAUCUGUUUUCCAUAUACUUCACGAGACGACGUGACGAAUUCUAUACGACGGAUAGUCACAAGGGCUGAGAAAGGAUUAAUUGAUCCCGACUCGAUAGACGAAGACACCAUUGCAUCAAACAUGUACACAGGCAGCUGUCCUCCCUUGGACAUACUAAUACGAACCAGCGGAGUCGAGCGGUUCAGCGACUUCAUGCUGUGGGAGUCGCAGCAUUACACCAUGAUCGAGUUUGUCAACAUCCUGUGGCCCGAUUUCAACUGCUGGCACAUGUUCAAAGCCAUUCUCAAAUGGGGGCUCCAAAAGGGCAAUGGCCGAUACAACGAGAACCUGCUCGCCAACGACGACUCCGACUACAACCUCACAGGCGACGACACCCUCGACUACGACUCGCCCUCAACCACCUUCGUCGGCGACAAAGACACCUCCACCGACUAUUAUGACAACGACAGCGAGGAAACCGUAGUAGAAUAG